This is a messenger RNA of Lactuca virosa, 573 nucleotides long. The record is from the annotation of a GenBank genome assembly. NCBI's taxonomy places the organism in Eukaryota, Viridiplantae, Streptophyta, Magnoliopsida, Asterales, Asteraceae.
AUGAAGUAUCUAAAAUGCGUCAUCAUGGAAGCCACACGACUCCAUCCUCCCCUUCCAGUUCUACCACCACGAGUUGCAAGACACGAUGCCAAAGUAAUGGGGUAUGAUAUUGCAGAAGGAACUAGGGUAUACGUCAAUGUUUAUGCAAUUAUGAGGGAUCCUAAAGUGUGGGAUAAACCUGAAACGUUUAUGCCGGAGAGGUUCUUGGAGUCAUCUAUUGAUUUCGUGAGGCACAAUUUUGAGUUGCUUACAUUUGGUGCUGGAAGGAGGAGUUGCCCUGGAAGGAUAUUUGCCAUGGCCAUCAAUGAGAAGGUUCUGGCUAAUGUUUUGUACAGGUUCGAUUGGGCUCUGCCACAAGGAGUUAGGCCACAGGACGUAGAUAUGAAUGAAACUUUUGGUCUCGCUAAUCACCGGAAGGUUCCAUUGCUAGCUCUUGGGACACCAUUCUUCCCAUAAUUAAGCAGCAAUACCGGCAUUAUCUAAAACAUUACUAGCUGAAUGGAUGGAUGGAUAUUUGCCAUUAAUUUUCGUUUAUUUUGGAAAAAAUUACAUGUACGUUGUAGCCCAAGUUAC